This is a messenger RNA of Strongylus vulgaris, 234 nucleotides long. The record is from the annotation of a GenBank genome assembly. Lineage: Eukaryota; Metazoa; Nematoda; Chromadorea; Rhabditida; Strongylidae.
AUGAACUGCUUGUCACCACUCUACCCAGGAAACCUCGUCUCGUCAUGCCACCAAAGCGUCAGCCGAGGAAUCAAGAAAGCCUCGAAGAUCCAGAAAGCGGGACCGCCGAAGGUAAGAGGGCGAGAAGCUCAAAAAGGAGAGCUACUUGUCUACAUCUACCGUAUAUUUGAGCAAUUCCGCUCUGACAUCGAAGUCUCAUCAAAAGCCAUGUCGAUUACAAAUAACUUUUUCUAA